Dichotomopilus funicola is the source of this 390-nucleotide messenger RNA. RefSeq lists its product as uncharacterized. Gene Ontology annotation, molecular function: RNA polymerase II complex binding. The transcript is spliced from 4 exons. Lineage: Eukaryota; Fungi; Ascomycota; Sordariomycetes; Sordariales; Chaetomiaceae. The coding region runs from base 1 to 390 and encodes 129 amino acids. Gene Ontology annotation, cellular component: transcription elongation factor complex. The record is from RefSeq and is a predicted model, not a curated record. Gene Ontology annotation, biological process: transcription elongation by RNA polymerase II.
AUGGGCAAGCGCAAGAGCUCAAGCAAGCCCCAAGGGCCUAAGAGGCGCGACCCUCUCCCGACAGUCUUCACAUGCCUCUUUUGCAACCACGAAAAAUCGGUCGAAGUCAAGCUCGACAAGAAGGCUGGUUGCGGGUGGCUUGAUUGCAAAGUCUGCGGGCAAAAGUUCCAAUGCGGCAUCAACUAUUUGUCGUCCCCAAUAGACGUCUACAGCGAGUGGGUCGACGCAGCAGAUGCUGUCGCAGAAGAAGGGCGCGCGAACGAGAAAGCUCGGAACUCUGGCAAAUCGGCUGACCGGGGAGCUGGUCUGUCGAGCCGGAGGAUAGAAGAAGAAGAAGAAGGCGGUUACGAAGGGGACGAUAUCGUUGCCGACGAUGAUGAGUACGACUGA